ACUGUAUUUCCACACUCGCAUUUCCCUUUUCUUUAUUAGCUUAUUUGUACAUGCAAUUUCCUAAUUUCUCUUUGCAUGAAAACUGUUAAAAGUACCCCUGUAUUUUUAAAAGUAAUUCAUUAGGAUUAUGAGUUUGCAGCAAUUGAGAUUAAUUGGUUGUUUGCAUCACUCUUACAGCUGCUUCAUCCUGCUUGCAGAUGCGGGCAGGGAAACGCGUGCCAGCAACGGCUGGUUUUUUUUCAAGGCUUGUUGGGUUUUUUUUCUUCCCCAGCCUUCAGAAGACUAGAGGUACCGUCUGCUUAAAAUAAAAACUUUGAUUCCUCAGUGUCUACAGCAGCCGUGAGACUCGAGGGAAAUAAUCCAGGGGAAUGAUCUGUCCGGGCGCCAAUGCCUGAGACUGCAGUGCUACAGAGCAGCUUUCUGCGAGCUCCCGGGACUGCCCAAGUAAAGCCAGAAAUCCUACAGUAACUCCUUCUUUCCUGUUUUAUUCCAGAUUUUUAAUUUUAGCCAGGCAGGAUGGUCUUAAAAACCCCUGGCUGCUCCCAGUGGGUUGUGUGCCAGGCUGGCAUCUGGACGAAUUAUUCUCCUCAAAUGUGGUCAUGCAAGGGAGGCAUUUCCCCCCUUGUGCUCCUGUAACGCCCAGGAAUGAUAAUGAAGGUGUGUGCAGCCAGUUGGAAGAGAAAAAAACCCCUCUCUGCGAGCAAGAAGAGGUUAAGAAGUCUGAGUUUAUGGAAAUAAUACGAAGUCAGGAGUGGAAGGCCUGGCAUAGCAUCUUUACUGUCCUGCAGUAAAUGAUACUGUGUUAAUGCAGUCCUGCCGUGAGGUGCGAUCGUAUUUUUGUCUCUUCCAUAACGCUUGCCCCAUCGAAUUUACCCUCCAGAGUGCACGUAAUGUCCUUGAAGCUCACAAAUUAAAUAAGUUGUUGUUCCAAGGCGCCAAACACAGCAGGCACGUAGAGGCGGCUUUACCUGGCACCCUGACGUGACACCGGGGUGUCAAUUUGGAACCUACGCAACCUCACUGCCCUAACCCGUGUUCAGUCGUGGUCCCACUGUAACGUGCUGGAGAAGGAGAAAUGACCACAGUUCACAGCAGGCUGUGACCCGCAGCGUCCCCUGUCCUCGCCCACACCUGGCAAAUGAACAGUUCAAUGAAACCAUUGCCACUUCCCAGUGACUCUUGCUUUUUAAGCCCUUGUUCUGCCCGUUUAGAUUCGUGCUGAGGCAGAGAAGUAUGGCACAGGUAUGUGUUAAUGACAUCAAAACACGUAAGCUGGUGCCGGGGCCUGGGAUAGAGCUUCUCAGUGGAUGAUUUGGGUUGCUCGGGGGAGGCAAAAACCUGAUUCUGAAGCUAACUGUGAAGACGAUACGCAGGCUGCACCAGAGAUGGGUCUGUCUGCCUUCCUCCUGGCUAAGGUCACCCUGGGCAGUUCAGCUCCAGGCACUUGGUUCCCAGGCAGUUCUUGGCACCGGCCGAAAGCUAGGUUGCCUUUGUUACCCUCAAAAGUGUCAGUGGUUCAAGCCCCAGGUACAUUCAAGACUGACAUUUCUGCACUGGCACGGUUCCUGGGGCCAAGGCUGAAGCCCAGGUGAGCUGGGACCAGGGCAUUCCCUCCUCGGGUUAUGGCCAUGAGACUUCAGAGACUAGGCAAACAUAGAGCUCUCAUUUCCCCUGACAUAUUUCCACCGAAAGAAUAAAUCAGGCUUCCUCCCAGGCUGAGCACCGCAAAGGAUGGAUGGAAGGACCAGCCCUUCCACCAUGGGAGUCGUCCAUCCUUAAGGCACCGUUCACAGCCACUGCCCUGCUGCCAGGCCUUGACACUGCUUCUCCAAAUCCUCAUUCCUAGCUCCUGGCUCUGGCUCCCCUCUGCUUUAUUGCUUUUGGCUCCAGCACAGACCUCAGUUAUUUGCAGGAUAGCACUCGCACCAACGCCUGUCCCCAAAUGCCUGCAGUCCUCUGGCUUCAACGGGACCCGGCUUUUGGUUAAUGCAAAAGCGUAUCCCAAGGUGUUACGAGGAAACAGCAUGAGGCUUCCUUUAUGCUUAAAGCUAAAUUAUACACCGUGAUCAUGCAUCUUGCUUAACGAGGGCAAGCACUGUGCCAUUAGCAUCCUGUCCAACUCCUGCAUCUCUUGUUAAAGGAGAAGGAUGAGGGAGACAGCAUCUGACUGGAGGUUGAACCGCAGUUGUUCUCUGCCCGGCACUUCAACUCUCUUUAGCAAAACAAAGAGGAAAUGGAGGGCAAUUUUACCUUGCUUUGCUUUCAGUCAAAACCCACUUCAUCUCCAGCUGCUCCGAUGCUCCGCUCGCUCUCAGCAGCACCUGAUCUCGGCAGCAUCUGCACAAGGGAUUUCCUGCCCCGACCUCAAACCGGCAGCUUCGCUCAGGUUCUUCAGGCUUCCUGUUUUUCUCGUAAAGCUUUCAUUUCACCAGCAAACUGUUUCCUGUUCUAAGGCUUCUUGCGACUGAAAUCCCACAAUUUAUCCUCAGCAAGACGUGGCUGGUAAAGAGGUGCUGCGGUGACCGCCAGCAUCGGUGGGAAGCACCCGCAGCUACCGCUUGCUGUCGUGUUCGGGUACCACCACGGCUUCUCUCUGGAGCUCACUGGAAAAAGAUGUGUUCAACCCGCAGAAAAAGAGGCUGCUGGAAACCGUUCGUGUCUGGAAGACAGGGAGGAAGAAGAAGAUGUCCGUUCUCUGUGUUGUGGUGGAUGCCUUUAGGCCAAUGCAGCCGUUUCUGGUGAAGGUCAAGGUGGACCGAGGAGAGCAGUACAAGAUAACCUACAGGUGGCCUUUAGCAGAGCUGAAGCUGGUAGAUGGCAAGACUCUCAAUCAGGCGAGCCUGGAUUUUGACCUGCAGUUCGAUAAGCUUUACAAGUGGACCGCUAGCAACUUUGAGGAGAAGAAAACCUUUAUCAGAUGCCUGUGGAAGCUGAACCACCGCUUCCUCGCCAGCUCUAUCACAUUUGUGAAUGUCCCCUCCUGCGCAGCCGAAGGGAAGCAAAGGGCCCGGGAAGACGAGAAGGACGUCGCGGAGGCUGAGAGCCGCGAGGAGCUCAGUGCCUACCAGGAGAUGACACCAAAGGAAGCUGCUGACGUGUUGAAGCUGAUGGAGGAGCACGAGCCCCUUGUGAACAACUCCGUGGCCUUCGCAGAGCAGCUGAGCAACGAUCUCCAUGUGCUGGACGAGGCCAACCUUAGAGCCAUUAUCUCUUCUGAGAAGCAGGUGAUGCAGCUGAUGAGCUCCAUUGACGAGGCCCUGGCAGAGGUGGCCAGAGUGGAGGAGACCUUGCAGAUCUACGAUGAAUUACUGGGAAGCGUGAAGCAGCAGAUGGAUCACAUCCACCAGGAAAACUCCUUGCUACAUCGCAUCGUUUCCAACAAGACAAGGCUGAUGGAUGAGAUCCUCUUCCUCACGACCCACCUCAACCUCAGCAGGGAACACUGCGAUGCCCUGAGCCGGGCAGAUCUUUCCAGCCCCGGCAGAGUGAAAGCCUGCAUUGCUGCAGCAGAGGCUUUAUCUGCCUGCAUGAACAUCCAGGUACAGCCCGGUUAUCGGAAACUGCAAUCUGUGGCUGAGCAGCUGAUCAUGUUUGAAACGCUCAAGCAGAACUUCGAAAGCUCUUUCAUCAGUCACAUUACGAGCAUCUUUGAGCUGCAGGGUAAUGCUCGGGUCCCUGAUUUUGGUCAGCCCGUUGACAAGCUCUCUGCACCGAGCCAUGGACUCCACCAUGAGGAACUGGUACCCUACACCCCGCUCAUGGCCUGGCUGAGGAACACCAACCCCGUUCUGUUCUGCGAUCUCCCCAAGGUCUAUGCCCAGAAGCUCAGUGGACUCUACGACCGGGAAAUCAAAGCCUUUUUUGAACAAGCCAAAACCUCCUUGUUAGGAAGAAGAAAAGGAAGUCUUCAGGAAAGCUUAGAGAAGCCAAUGGUGGUGGGGAGCAGGCAGCAGCCUCGCUGGAGUCUCCCUGGGAGCAGAGAAGGCCAGGAGGACACACCGGACCAAGGCAACGUCAUCAAGAUGUUGGAGCAGGUGCUGAGAGAGCUGCAACCCCUCUGCACCGCGGAGCAGCAGUUCAUCGAGAAAUUCUUCCAGCUGAGCCUCGACGCCGCGGAUCUGCAGGCAUCUGCCACUAAGGGAGGAGAAAGCACAACAUCUCCCGAGGACCCUCCUUGCACCAAGCCUCGGAGCCAACUAGAAGAACCUACGAGCCGGUUGCUGAGUGAGAUCUUCAGCUGCCUGGAACCAGAGCUGAGAGGAUUUCUAGAUGUCUGCAAUAAGGUCCAUCCAUUCGGCUGCUUGCAGGUCCUGGUUACCUUGAAUGAUUCCGUCUUUGAGAUGUGGGGCUCCUCCUCAGCUCUCCCCUCACCCUUCCUCAACACCGUCCUGGGCAACGUGCUGCUCCUGGCCAAGAGCAGCUUCAACAAAUGCAUUGGGAUCUUGUGCAAAGAGAUCGAGGAGGCAAAGAUGCCCAGCAAGAUGAAAGGCGGGAUCCUGCCCUCCGUCAGCCGCUUUGAGGAGUUUGUGAAGUUCUCAGAGGCGGCGUUCAGGACCGCUCGGCGGAGGGGGGAGCUGGACAAAGCACAUCUCAGGCUGGCCGGCAGUGUCUUCAGCAGCAUCAAUAGCCUGUCCUCAGCAAACCUGAAGGUGAACACAGAUAUGGUCAUGAUGGAAAAUUUCCACCACAUUCACUGCUUCCUGUGCCAAAAAAAGAUCCACUGCCUGGAGGGCAAGAAGAGAGAAGCCAAGCAAAGGUAUAGUGAGCACAUGGAGAAAUAUGUCAUCAAGUACCUGGGCCAGCCACUGGAGAAGCUCAAUCACUUCUUUGAAGGGGUGAAAGCCCGCGUGGCUCAAGGGGUAAAAGAAGAAGAGGUCAGCUUUCAGCUGGCCUACAGCAAGCAGGAGCUGAGGAAGGUCAUUGACAAAUACCCUGGCAAGGAAGUAAAAAGAGCCCUUGAGACCCUCUACAGGAAAAUCCACAAGUAUCUCUCCCCAGAAGAAAAUCUUUUGCCGGUGGUGUGGCACGCUAUGGAGCAGGAGUUCCUACGUCAGUACCAAGAGUUUGAGGAUCUGAUCCAACGCUGUUAUGCGGGCUCAGGGAUUGCUAUGGACUUCACCAUGGAGGACUUGCUGAGCUAUUUCAACUCCAUCACUCUGUCCAACACGUAGAGGCAGCCCCCUCUGGAUGUCUGCUGGGAGCAGCUCAGGAACCCUUGUCUGCAGCUACACUUUUAAGCAGCUAAACUCAAAAUCCUUCUCAAGCUGAAGUUUGGUAUAUGGGGUUCCCAGCCUGAAUUUAGUGCCAAAGUGCCUCUGACUUGUCAGUCUUAGGCUAGAUCUCCCUUGGGGAAGUUGAGUUCUCAGACCCAAAGCACUUCCCUGCUCCAAGAAACCACUAUAGAGCUACUAAAAAACCCUUCCCAAACCUCAAAUUUCUGCCGCAGCGAGUACCAGUGCUGUACCUUUUCAGCAGACCACUUCCUGGAGAGAAGAUUCCUUUUGCAGUUCAGGAACUCUCUCCUUUUCAUCUAUUCUCAGAUUUCACAGUGAACCUGUGCCAAAACAAGAGGGUUACAACACAGAGACACCCAGAUGCAUGUAGCGCUACUAUAUCCACAUAGCAGAACAUGCACCAUUGCUCAUUGUGUCAGUAAACACCAAUGAAAGUUCAGAGUUAUUAAUAUAAAAAGCUUCAUUGCUUUUAGCUAAGAAAAAAUUUGCUUGCAUGUAAACUGGAGGGCAGUAAAUGCUACAGUCCUAGAGAGCCAAACCGGUCUUUCAGAGAGCUGACCGCUCUUAGCCCAUUUUCUUAUGAAAUACCUUAUAGCAACAUCACAACUCACCAAUAUAUUUUUGUUGUUAAAAAUAUGGCCUCUGCAUCUUGUGAUGAUAAUCAUGGGGCUAAUAUGCUGUCCGUUAUAGCCUUCCCUAAAAGCUGAAGAUCCUGAACUCCACUCUGGUACAAAAUAACAAUCAGGUCCAUAGCGAUGACACCAGGAAAUCAGUCUACAAGCUGAAGUCCAGACCAGUAGGGUCAUUGGCCAGGUAGAGGCACACCUAAGGAUAAGCUGAAAACCAGCAACCUACAUCAAAACUCAGGCACAGAGUAAAGACCCUGAGAAGAGCUUAAAUAGGAUCCAGGGCCCAUGGAUGUGGGUGGAAGCCCUCAGGUGAGGCUGAUCAGGGCUAUUAAGGCCAAUUAGUGCCCUCAAAGCCCUCUCAGGUGUUAGUGGUCCUGUUACUAGCACCUGUGGGAACAACUUUGGGAGCUUUAGUAAAGAAGACGUUAGGAUUUUUCCCGAGAAAAAUGAGGUUUGGGAGGUCUACUUACUGCUUGACCGUUUGACCUCCUGCUUGCCGGCCUCACUGUGUAGCUGGUGAACCUCUUGAUCUGGAGAGGUUGGGACAGCAAAAAUCGCCAAGAGAGUCAGCUCCAGCGUGUCUUGUGAAAAUGGGGGGGCUGCCAGGGGCAGGAGGUGUCGGCAGCCUCCUUCAAGCAAGGCUGCAGCGCGAGCCGAGCAGCUCUCUGUCCUGCUUGCCCUGCUCCGGGCCAGCUGGCCCAAGGCUACCGAGAGCCCACAGCAGUGGGCUGCCACCCGUGUUUCAAAAAUAAAUGUGGUCUGUUUCCCGUAA
Tyto alba (common barn owl) is the source of this 6635-nucleotide messenger RNA. Its product is annotated as exocyst complex component 1. The record is from RefSeq and is a predicted model, not a curated record. Gene Ontology annotation, molecular function: phosphatidylinositol-4,5-bisphosphate binding. The transcript has 18 exons. Lineage: Eukaryota; Metazoa; Chordata; Aves; Strigiformes; Tytonidae. Gene Ontology annotation, biological process: exocytosis; Golgi to plasma membrane transport. Gene Ontology annotation, cellular component: exocyst; plasma membrane. Bases 2685 to 5171 code for a protein of 828 amino acids.